AAAGAAAAACAAAAACAAAAGAAAAGCAUGCUGAUGAUGAAUUUCCAAACUGCAAGCUCCCCCCCAGCUCUCCUUUAGUUGAACCGCAAGAUCAGCUAAAACUUAAAACCCCAUUUUUCCAUUUAGAGUUUCCUUCUCAACCCCCAACCCCCCACCCCUCGAAUCCGACCAAAACCCUAGCUCUGCUCGUGAAGGCAACAAAGCAAAGUUUUGUAUAUAUGUGAAAUAUAUUACUCAUUGGGAAUGGCGAUAAUAGGGGACGCCUUGCGGCAAGCAUUCAUGCCGAAGCACGAGUACGAGAGCCUCCGGGAAGAGGAGAAGGCCUGGCAGAAGAUACAGAAGCCACUGAUUUCCCUCUCGCUCACCCUAAUUUCCCUUUCUGUUUUGGUUUCCACUGUAAUUAGCUUGAAGAUAGUGUUUCCAGAUGACAAUUUGAGGAGGCCGUUCUGCCGUGAUCUUAGGAUUCAGCCUCUGUCCAUUAAUUUCACCACGCCGGUGGCGAGCGUCGGCGUACGCGGUGAGUCGGAUCUUUUGCCCGGCGCUUUUGUUUUGACGGAUCAGGAGACGGUUGAUUAUUACUGGAUGGUGGUGUUUGUUCCUUCCGCUAUGAUCUUCGCGGCUUCUGUGGUUUACCUGAUUGCAGGGAUUACUGUUGCUUAUAGUGCUCCUGUACGCCAUGGAUGCUUGAAGGUGGUUGAGAACAAUUACUGUGCAUCUAGAAGAGGAGGUGUUCGCUGUCUGUCCAUACUGAACAUUGUGUUUGCCAUCAUAUUUGGUCUUCUUGCACUAUUUCUUGGUUCAACUCUCCUCACACUUGGUAGCAGCUGCUCUUUGCCACUGUUUUGGUGCUAUGAAAUUGCAUGUUGGGGUUUGGUCAUUCUGCAUGGAGGGGCUGCUUUCUUCCUCAGAAGAAAAGCAGCAGUGAUACUUGAUGAGAGUGACCUUGCUGGUAGAAAUAUUGGGUUAGAGAUGCUUGAAGCAAACCCUCCAGAAUUCACGCCGGACAUGGAGAGACGUGUCGAUGAAGGUUUUAAAGCAUGGAUGGGUCCGUCUUUCCUGUCCUCUGAUGAGGAGGAUGAACCUGAUGAUUAUCUAGAAGCGCCCAGUAUAACCCAUUCAAACUCCACCCGCCUGAGAGUGUGAAGUAUAUCUGCAGAGUUCUCUUAUUCAAAGAGCAGUUUCCAUGACUUGUGGCGCACAGUGAACGUGGACAUAGAUCCAGCUGUAAGGGAUUAGGUGCGGCGGCGUUAAGUGAUACAUUCACAAAGUUGAGAUCAGGAGUGGCAGCAAGGAAUGAACUUUAAUCCCACGCGGAAGCUUUUACAUUUGGCUAGGAAGUAUCUCGAGAUGUACAAAUUGUAUUGAAGAGCCUUUGUAGUUAUGGACUUGAGAAUUCUGGACAGGUUUACGGCUGAAAGUACUUGCUUGGCAACAGAACAAAAACAAAAUGACACAUAAAAAAUAUCAGGAAUUAUCUUGAAAAAACUUUUAAAUUGAUGUAUAUGUCGUCUAAUUCUUUACA
Molecule: messenger RNA, 1522 nt
Organism: Sesamum indicum (sesame)
Lineage: Eukaryota; Viridiplantae; Streptophyta; Magnoliopsida; Lamiales; Pedaliaceae
Source: RefSeq, a predicted model, not a curated record